Molecule: messenger RNA, 1491 nt
Organism: Effrenium voratum
Lineage: Eukaryota; Dinophyceae; Suessiales; Symbiodiniaceae
Source: the annotation of a GenBank genome assembly
AUGAUACUGAAUCGGUUGGCCUUCCUGGCAUGGGCGAGUCCGGCAUUCAGCUUGGUCUCAAGGGAGUCACCACCCUUGGCUCCGGAGCAAGCGUACGACCCCAACAGGGCACCUUCAGAGGAGAGCCUCAGGGAGUUUUCCGGCGACUGGCUUUUUCACGUGAGGACGACCUCUUGUCAUGGAGAUGCUUUUGACAAUGGCACCUACACCUCGGUGUCUCGCACGUUUCUGCCAAUGCUGUGCUUGGGCUCGGUGGGGCUAAUUCUGUGUACUGGCGGCGCUUCCAAGCGGGUGGAUCCUCCACCCGAUGCUGAGAACGCAUCGGCGAAUGACAGCCCUCAGUCAUCGCCGCAGUCACCACCGGCUUCGGGCAGACUGUGGCACGUGGACUUUGCCCGCAUCUGUGCAGUGAUGUGCGUGAUCUUCGAGCAUUGCGGUGGGAUGAGCUACACUCAUCGAAAUGUGGGCUUUGGCCUGUGGUGGGCACUGCCAUAUUUGUACCUCACCAGCGGCAUGUCUUCGAUGAUAUCCAAGUCUUCGAUGUGGGGCUACAUCUUCCGCUUGCUCUUGGUAUUCGCAGUGGGUGUGCUGGCGAACCUCUUCGCUGACGUGGUGACUCGCCGGGACUGGCGGCACGACUUUGGCAACACCAUCUUCCAAAUGUUCUUCGUUGUGAUGCUGCUGAUCAUGGCGCCCCUUGCGGAGCCGCUGCGUUUGGCGCUGCGGGACCGCGCGGCAGGCCAGAGCGUGGGUGUGAGCACGCAGCUGAUGGCGGGCUGGUGGGGCCUGCUGGCGGCAGCAGCCUUGGCCGCCUUCGUGCGGGGCUACACGGGGGACUCCCCGGACAUCGUAACGCAGACCUUCCAAGACGAGAAGGUGUCCCACUGGAUCCAGUUCUAUGCUCCAGUGCUGCGCCACACCCCCAUCAUUCUGGUGCACGUGGGCGGCACGCUCUUCCUGAGUCUGUUGGCCACCAUCAUCUGCAGUGAUCACCUCAGCGGCGUGGUGGGCUGGGUGCUGCUGGCCUUCACGUACCUGCAGAUGAUCGUGAUACCCUGGGACCAGGACAGCUUUGCCCACCUGGUGACCUUGAACAUCCUGGGAAUGGUCACCUACCAGUGGCCGCUGGCCGGCAGCACCAAAAUUGCCGCGUGGGUGCAGGCAUAUUGGCCAUUUCUCUUGAUGUUCCUUUGCCUGGACUCGAUGCCUGACAUGUGGGGCCGUUGCGAUGUGCAUUCCCCAUAUUCGACCUGGGAGCGAUUUCGCAUGUUCUUGGGGGAGUUCAUUUUGGUGGUUUGCUUUGUCACGGGCGCAUUCACUCCAUCUGACCCGAACAAUAUCACAUCCUGGCUGGGCCACUGGUCACUCUAUGCCUAUUGCUUCCAUGUGAUGUGGUAUCGCCUGCUGGGCUCUCCCUAUGGAGCCAUUGUGACCUUUGCAUGCAUCCCAGUCUUCUGGCUUCUGAGUCGAAGCCAAAGUCGCACGAAAUAG